GAAUUGUAAUAUUUUUCAGAGAAUUGAAGCCACAAUAUGAAAUUCAGCAAAACGAAGUGAAUGGAGGUACUUAUCCUGAAUUAUUGCAAGGAAUUUAUAAAUUUCGUCCUAAUGUUUUUAUCAAUGAUAAGCAUUUAACUUUAAAAGGUGAAAAUAAUUUGGAUAUUAAACAAAAUACUAAUUGGUUGUCAUUAGAGAAUGAACCGGCUAAUCGAAGUGUAAUCGACAUUACUCAAACUAUGAGAAAUGACAAAACUUCUAUUGAACAUGAAACAAAAUUAUCUGAUGAAAGUACUGAAAGGCAUUCUAAGUCAUUGACAAGUUUGAGGACUUUACAAGAAAAUGAUGUGCAUAAUAAACUAUUAUAUGAUUCCAAAGUUAAUCAAUCUACAAUUGUAAAAAUACAAGAUUGUAGUACGAGCAUUAUUUCAUCAGUAUGUAAUUCAACUACAAUGAAUAACAAUACAUCGAGUACCAACAAGCAAGAUGAAGUUAAUAAAGAUAAUUUAAGUAACCCGGAUAAAACUAAUUUAACGAGCACUGUGGUACAAGCAGAUUUUAAAAAUGUUUUAAAUAUGCAGAGGCAGUUAUCGAAUGCUAUUCAACCGAAGAAUAUUAGUGAAAGCUGUAGCCCCAAAAGUAGUUUUCUAUCACUAGCGGUGACAGCAAAACAAAUAGCAAAGGAGUCAACAAUAACAAUAAAGUCUUCUCAUGGUUGCAACAAUUCUCGUCUUUUGGUACGUAUAAAUCGAAUUAAAGCCGAGGAUGUACGUCUUAUGCAACAAAGUAUUAAAGAAUUUAUAAAAAAGUCACCAGAAUUGGCAAAGAAAAUGUGUUUGUUAAAGUCCGACAUAUCAGACGUGGUGAAGAGUGAAGCAGAGGACAUACAUUUGGAAUUAAAAGACUUAGAACAGCAAAUGGAAAAAGAGAUCACCAAAGUGAAUGUUUCGGAAGAAAUCAAAUCCGCUGUUUUAGAUGACACAUUCAAUAUUAUGAAAGCACAUGAAAAAGUAGCUCAAAAACGUAAACACCCGACAGCUGUUGAAGAUAUUCCACCGGAAUUAAUAUUUACAAAGCCAAAAGUACGAAGAGUAGAGCGUAACAUGUCUGCACAUAUCCCUAAGUGUUCAAAAGAUGAUGUUCUACGUUCACAAACAUAUCAGCAAUUUAUGCGUAAUAUGGAACAAAUAAUUGAGUUAUUGGAUGACACGGAAUCACCGAACUUCGAGUCUGAUGACGUUGAUGAAAAUAUAGAGUGCAUUUCGGCCAAGAUGUUAAAUACCAUGAGCAAUGACGUAGCAAAGCUUAAGGCCAAAAAUGUUCUGGAUUUAAUACCAAAAAACAAGCUAACCUUAUUGAUAAACUAUGCUAUGCGUAAUGUUUAUUUAGCAAAAAAUUACUCUGCAGGUCCAGAUGAUGAAGAUGAAAUUUUUGACGAUGAAGUUAUGGAAAAAAUAUUGAACGCAAUUGAGGCUUGUUUACUUAUUUGUAAUAUAUAUUCAACAGUGAAUGAUUUAAAAUUCCUGCAAGAAGACAAUAUAUCGCUUAUUAUCAAAUUCAUUCAAUUUCAAUUGAGGGAGACUAUUUUUCCGUCAUAUGAUUCCGUAUAUACUGUAAAAAGUAUGAAGAAAAACGACAAUAGAAAAAAAACAAAAACUCAUCAAAACCACAACCGAAAUCUUCAUUUACUUUAUUCUAAAGUCGUUGAAUUAAUGAAAGUUUUUGUAAUGUUAUUUGACAAAUGCAUUUUUGUAGAUACUAUUGUAUUACCUCUCUCUACACUUGCGAUUGAGCCAUUUUUUGUGGAUAAUAUCGAUACAUUGCAGUUUGUAUGUUUAGAGCUAGUUACAACGAUAUUUCGAAAGGAGCACUAUGAUAAAAUUCGAAGCAGCAUACUAGGUGAUAUCUUAUCAUCUAUUGAUCGUUUACCAUCAUCGAAAAAAAAUCUUCGUCCAUUUAAGUUAACUAAUAAUGGCGGGAACAUACAAAUGGUGACUGCCUUAGUUCUACAGCUAAUUCAAUGCGCUACAAUUUUACCCGAUUCACUGUGCUCAAAUGAUAAUAUAAAGUCAAUAAAUUAUGAACAAAACGAUGUCUCAAAACCAAAAAAGCCAAAUGUUGAUGUUAUUGUGUUAAAAAAAUAUGAUGUAGCAAUAAGUAUUGGAGGCAAUUUUCUCACAACUUUUCUUAAUAAAUGUAAAUCUCGGUCAAAUGAAACAGAUUUUCGACCACUCUUUGAGAAUUUUAUACACGAUUUACUUUCAACAGUAAAUAAGCCUGAAUGGCCGGCAUCUGAAUUGCUGCUUUCCUUACUUGGAACGAUGCUAGUACGAUAUGUUUCAGAUAAAACUAUAGAACAAAGUAUUCGUUUGGUGUCAUUAGAUUACUUGGGAAUUGUCGCAUCACGAUUACGAAAAGAUACAGUGGAAUCUCGAUGUAAAGUUAACAUAAUCGACUCUAUGAUAAAAUCUAUAAAAAUCGAGCAAGAGAGGGAAGGUGACCUACCAACGGUUAAUAACAAAAUAAAACUAGACCCCGAAGAAGAAAGAACAGAAUUUCUCCAAAAAAUUCUUUUAGAUUUUUUGGCAGUAAAUGCUCAAGAAGAGAAUUUAAUAUGGGACUAUGCUCGACACUUUUAUUUAGCUCAAUGGUAUAGAGAUAUUAUAUACCAACGAAGAAGGGUAGCUGAUGGCGACAAACGAUAUGCUUCUAGAAAGAAAAGCAAUAUUCGACAAAAACAUCGAAAAGGUGGAUCAUCAGAAUCAUCUGAAAGUGAAAGUUGUAACGAAAGUGGAGAUGAUAACAUCGCUGAUAACACAAAUAAUCGUAAUUCUGGUAUUAUAGAUCAAGAACUAAAUUUGGAAAUAUUCAAUAUUUUAGAAGAACGAAAACAUUAUUUAAUAAAUAAUAUUAAACCAUACUCUGCGUCCAGUGAUAUUAAUCAUACAUCACAACAUAUUAAAACUUACAUUGACUACAAUAAUGCGCACCUUAUCGCACAAUAUUUGGCAACAAAACGGCCUUUUAGUCAGUCGUUUGAUGGUUAUCUUAAAAAAAUAAUAUUGGUCGUUAAUGAGCCCUCAAUAGCAGUAAGAACUCGUGCAAUGAAAUGCUUAGCAAAUAUAGUUGAAGUGGAUCCUUUUGUACUGAAAAGGAAAGAUAUGCAAAUGGGAGUUAAUCAAAAAUUUUUAGAUGCUGCAAUAUCUGUGCGUGAAGCCGCAGUAGAUUUAGUCGGAAAAUUUGUUCUAAGUAACGAAGAGUUAAUAGAUCAGUAUUAUGAUAUGUUAUCCACCAGAAUACUGGAUACUGGCGUAUCGGUGCGAAAACGUGUUAUUAAAAUUCUUCGUGAUAUAUGCAUAGAAUAUCCAGAUUUUAAGAAAAUACCGGAAAUAUGCGUCAAAAUGAUAAGAAGAGUAAAUGACGAAGAAGGAAUUCAAAAACUGGUUACAGAAGUAUUCAUGAAAAUGUGGUUUACACCAUGCAGUAAAAAUGAUAAGCAUGGUAUUCUGCGAAAAAUUAAUCAAAUUAUCGAUGUUGUUAACACGGCACACGACACCGGAACAUCAUGGUUGGAAGGACUAUUAAACAGUAUUUUUCAACCGAAGGAAAAUAUGUUAAAAUUGGACGGAAAUAAUCAAGAUCUUGUUAAGAAAAAUACUGAACCUCCCCAAGAGAUUGUUCUUGCUUGUCAACAAUUAGCUGAUGGAUUGGUUGAACGUCUAAUUGAAUUGGAAGAUACUGAUAAUGAACGAAUGUUAGGGUGUAUUACAACAUUACAUUUACUAGCCAAAGUUCGUCCGCAAUUAUUAGUAAGACACGCUAUAACCAUUGAACCAUAUCUUAAUAUAAAAUGCCAUCCAUCAACUGCACCUAAAUUUAUAUGCGCUGUCGCAGAAAUUCUUGAAAAGGUCGUUCCACUAGUAAACAACGCCAGUGAAUCGUUUUUGGCAUCUUUGGAAGAACAUUUAAUGUUACUGGUUGUAUCAUUAAACCAAGCUGUGGUUUCCAGUUGCGUAUCUUGCCUUGGAGCUGUCGUAAAUAAAAUAACGAAAAACUACAAAUUAAUUCGUGACUGUUUUCAUAAAUUUUAUCGAAUUUUAGAUUAUAGUCGUAAUCAAGUAUCACAAAACAAUCAAAGUGUUGAAUCGAUUUAUACACCAAUGUUUCGACGAAGUUUGUUUACAAUCGGAAUUUUGAUGAGAUAUUUUGACUUUAAAGCACCUUAUGUUAUUGGAGAAUCUAACAACCUUUCCCCAACCAUAUGUGAUGAUGCUUUUGACUGUAUUAUGUUUUUUACUCAAUGUUCUAACUACGAAAUUCGAAAACAGUCUUUAAUCGCUUUAGGUUCAUUUUGCGUAAUGAACGAUGAUUAUUUAAUAAGGCCAGAACUGAAACAAUUUUAUUGUGAUAUUCUAAGUUUAGAUAAAUCGGAGCCCAGUAUAAAAAUAAUUUGUAUGCGCAACAUAUGGAUAUAUCUAACUGAAUCCGAAAUGUAUAUGUACAAUAAGGAAAAAGAAUGGGAAAAACAGUCAAAAAAUGAAGAUCUUAAAGAAAUGAACGAUGUUUCUUCCGGAAUGGCUAGCAGAGUAAUUCAACUAUAUUUGCAAGAAAUUUUGGAUUGUUUUUUAAACCGCGAUGAUACUGUUCGUCUUUGGGCAGUUAAGGUAGUUCAAAUAGUUUUGCGACAAGGUUUAGUUCAUCCAGUACGAAUGGUGCCCUAUUUAAUCUGUUUGAGUACGGAUUGCAAACUUGAGUCAGCACAUAGGGCCGAUGCUUUACUAAAAGAUAUUGAUAGAACAUAUUCUGGAUUUGUUAAUAUGAAAGUUCAAUUUGGAUUACAGCUAUGUUUUAAGCUACAGGAAAUACUUCAGUGUAGUAACAAGUCAAAAAGUAACAUUAUCCGAGGUUACGUGAAACGCGAAUCUGAUUCAAUGCCGACAGCAUUAAACGACUUCCUAUACACCUUGUUACGGACAACAAAACCUCAAAGGCGUGCAUUAGUACAAACAGUCACGAAACAAUUCGAUGACCAAAAAACUUCAUUACGUCAAAUGCUUUUUAUUGCAGACAAUUUAGCAUAUUUCCCAUAUGUGGUGCAGGAUGAGCCACUCUAUCUUAUUCAUCAAAUCGAUUUGCUGAUUUCAAUGGCUGGUACCAAUAUAUUAGCAACAUUUAAGGAAUGUCUAAAACCUAACGACAAUGCAGAUGAUGUAUUGGAAGACGAUGAUGAUGAAGAAGAUCCUGAGGUACUUUUCAAACGAUUGCCGGAUGAUGUUAUUGAGAUACAAAAAUGUAUUACAUCUGCGCAAGCCUGUAUGCUGCUCCUAAUAUUGAAGGAGCAUUUAAAGGACAUGUAUAGCUUAACAGAUAGUAAAAUUUCUCGAUACUCUCCCUCUGAACCAAAAAUUCAUGAAAAAGCAGUGUCGCGAAAAAUUGUACAUGAUUUUAAUCCAAAAACUACAAUAGACAUAAUUAAAAAACAACAGGAACAUCAAAGUAACUGCAACACCGAAAAAGAUGACAAAAAGAAACAACUUUCCGAUGAGGAAAAAAUGGAUCUGGUUGUGAAAUACUUAGACUUUAAACAAUUGAUGUUAAAGCUUGAUCCUGAUGAUGCAGAUUCUGACGAAGAAAUAAGAGAUAAAUUGAAGUUAAACACAUAUAUUAAAUCAGGCACAUCACCAACCCCUUCAAUGAUACCCUCAACAGGUCCUUUGCAGUCUCUAAAUGAAAGUGGACACGCAAUCGACAACGCAGUACAUUCUCCGUCUCCUAAUAAAGGUGGAAGCUAUGAUAUUGCAAUACAUACUCCAGUCAAGGAUAUUCCAACUACACCUUCAACACGAAACACAAAAACAACUACUUCUUCUAAAACAUCAGCUAUACGCAAACAAUCUCAUCGAAGUAAGCGUAAGAAACGUAAGAUGGUCUCAUCAGACGAAGAUGAAGAAUACAGUGAUAAUUAAUAUUAAAAUAAAAAUUGAACUGUUAAACUGUUUUACAACACAACACAUACUAUUAUAUAUUAUUAGUUUUGAUUUUUAGUAUAAAAAAAUCAAUUUUUUUACAACAUGUACAAUUUAUAUAUUACAAAUGAAAAAUUUUGUUACAUUUGUAAUAUUAAUACAACUUUCUACAAUAAUUUGUUAAAUAUAAAUGUAUAUCUAUAGCGUAUAACACUAGGUUUAAAUGCUUAUUUUUAUUUUAGAUAAAUAAAAUUAUGUUUGUACUGUAAAUAUAAAAUUUUUGGAAAAUUAUAUUAAAAAAUAGUAAUAAUAGACUCUAGCUUUGUUGUUGAAAACAGUUUGAAAAUUGGAUGUUUUCGCUGAUGAAGUUUAACUUAUUAAAGUAAUAAAUUUUAUUAAUAAACAAUUUUAUUUUUUGACGAAAAAA
Molecule: messenger RNA, 6393 nt
Organism: Lucilia cuprina (Australian sheep blowfly)
Lineage: Eukaryota; Metazoa; Arthropoda; Insecta; Diptera; Calliphoridae
Gene: Nipped-B
Product: nipped-B protein
Exons: 21
Coding region: 240-5966 (1908 amino acids)
Biological process (GO): establishment of protein localization to chromatin; establishment of mitotic sister chromatid cohesion; replication-born double-strand break repair via sister chromatid exchange
Cellular component (GO): Scc2-Scc4 cohesin loading complex
Molecular function (GO): chromatin binding
Source: RefSeq, a predicted model, not a curated record